Molecule: messenger RNA, 1566 nt
Organism: Paecilomyces variotii
Lineage: Eukaryota; Fungi; Ascomycota; Eurotiomycetes; Eurotiales; Thermoascaceae
Product: phytanoyl-CoA dioxygenase family protein
Exons: 1
Coding region: 483-1460 (325 amino acids)
Source: RefSeq, a predicted model, not a curated record
UUAGAACUCGUAUCAUUUAAUGAUAAUUACCUGCCAUGAAAAGGUUAGCGGGAAGUGGAGCUUCAUAUACUUAAUCAGAAAGAAACCCCGCUUUAAGUACAGAUACCUAAGUACAGUACCUAGGUAACUAAAUCGAGCUGGCGGGGUAUCCCGAUAACGAAAAACCAACAACUCGAUCGUGGAUUGUCAAUUAGGAGAUCUCUAUCCGCAGAUUACUGGUAACUUGUAGGUUUCCGACAGUACAGUCUGAUGGUCUAUUGGACAGUUUCUUGGCCGAUUUCCACCGUAUACUUAGAUACGUCAAGAGCGUCAGGGCGAUCGGGGCCUCUUUCAAGCUUACAUCCAGCCGGAACUACUGGCUCGACGAAACUCUGCUCAAUUUAGAUACUACUAUUAUUCCAUCGACUCCUGCAGUUUAUCUGCACUAGGAGCAUACUUCCUCUCGUUAUCAAACUGCAGAACUUCAGGCUAGUCUUGGAAAAAUGACGACAACAACCAUGACCGCAAGUACCUCUACCCAACCAACUCCAUACCUCGACGCUCUACAACGCGACGGAUUCGUCGUCGUUCGAUCUCUACUCUCCCCAUCGGAAAUAUCAUCCCUCAAAGAAGCCGCCACAACAGCCACGACAUUAACACGUUCAGGUGGCUGGCCCCAUUUCCGCACUGUCCCCAAACAGUUUCCCCCAUGGCCCAAGACGCCGCCUCCAGCUUCCGAGGGCGGUAUCUGGGGUGUGCAGCAUCUGCUACACCCCGAUAUGCCGGGGCGAGAGGAAUUUGCGAAAUUCUAUUUUUCAGAUAAAGUGCUGCGGGUGGUUGGGGAAUUGGUGGGCGUAUCAACGACAACCGCAGAGGAUAACCCAGAAGAGCCUCUUGUCAUGGAACUAUUCAACCUGCUCGUGGCUCCCGAGACGAAGGACUUUGAACUUCGUUGGCACCGUGACGAUAUUUCUGCGGAAGUCACCCCAGAAGAGGAGCUGGAGCAACUCCACGCUAAGAGUCCUCAUGGCAAGCAGUCGCACGCGCAGUAUAACCUCGCUUUAUGUCCGGAUACAUCUCUCAUUGUGAUCCCGGGGUCUCAUCGUCGUGCUCGUACUGAGAUCGAGCGUAAUGCUGCGCCUUAUGAACCGAGCUUGCCGGACCAGCUGGUCGUGGAAUUGCAGCCGGGUGAUGCGGCUUUCUAUGAUAGCAAUAUCCUCCACCGUGGAGUGUAUAAGGCUAAACCUGAAGGUGGAGAGGAGACGAGGUUGACGUUGCACGGCAGUGUCGGGCUGAGGGGUACUGAUGAGGAUGGAGGCACGAAGAAAGUCAGGGCGACAGCAGUCCUGCAACAUGGAGUGGGCGCCUGGGUGGAUAGAGAUGAUGCUGGGUUCGGGCUGGGGAAGAGAGCUGAAGACAUGAGGAAGAACCUUAUGGCGAUGGGCAAGGGUGAUGAUGUUGGGUAUUCUCUGCAAGGUUGAGAAUAGUGUCUAUGUCUAUGCAUAGACACAGUCUCUCAAUAUACCAUUGUAUGCUAUCACACCAGAUAUAUGUACAACUCUAAGGAAAGGAUGAAUGCAGAACUCA